CAACUUCAACUUCAUCUCACCAUCACCAUCAUCAUCACCACCACCUAUCGAUUUCCAUCUCGAAACCUCAACAAAACUCAAUCAACCUCUCAAUAUCAACCAAAUCACAAUUCUUCAAACUAUGAGAUCUUGAUUUUAACUUUUUCCAUAUCAUAUUACGCUUUUAAAUUCAUCAUCAAUUGUCGGUGAUAGUGUUACUUUGUUGAAGUUGAUAUCGUUUUAAUCGUCUACAAGAAAACUGUCAUCUUGUGACCUUACUUUGUUGUUAUCGUCUCAUUGGAUUUCUUUUCUGUAAAGCUGUCUCUAGUUUUUAAAUUUAUCAGAAUCUAGACUGAAGACUUGCCAAAGAAAAAUAAAGACUUAUUCACACUUUUUAAAUUACAUCCUGCCCACCUCUCUUAUACUCAUCUCAUUAUUACCUCAUUUUCAACUUCAUCUUCAUUACCGUCUCACUAUCAAUCUCACAACAACCGCCUCCUCCGGCUGACUAAUCCUGAACUUCAGCCAUCACCAAAACUAAUCAUUCACACUGGUCCUCAACUGAUUACGCUGCUCAUUCUCACAUCCAUUCCUCUUGUGCCAUCUUGAGAAAUGUCUGGUCAUGUGUAUUACCGAUUCAAAUCUCAAAAGGACUUUCAACGAAUCGUAUUCGAUGGCAUUGGAAUAUCAGUAUGGGAUUUGAAGCGUGAAAUUAUUACUGAUGCUAAGUUGGGCAAAGGCACUGAUUUUGAUUUUGCGGUCUACAACGCCGAUACCGAUGAGGAAUAUAAAAAUGAUCACGCUAUCGUUCCUCGUUCUUCUUCAGUCAUUGCUCGUCGAUUACCUCCUAAGCGGUCUGGCCAUGGUAAUGCUCAACAAUAUGUCAACUCUUUACCUCUGGCAGCCCAUGCACGUCCUGCCUCGCAAGCCACAGCCCAUGCUGAUUGGCGAGGUGGAGGCUCUAUCUCAAAAGACUUUCGUCAACAGGCUGAUGCAGCCGCAGCGGCUGUGAUGCCGGUUGUGGCUGGUAAUGCGCGAGACUCGGAAGCUGAGAGCAUGGCUGCCAUGUUUGCUGCACAAGAAGAACAAUGGCAACAAACUCAAGAAACUAUGGCUACUGCGACGCGAGUUGGCCGAGUCCUUGGCUUCAGAGACCGUGGUCCUGCUCGUGGGCCUUAUGUCGACCGUACCAAGCCUCGUGAGGCUGUUAUCCCAGAUUUUCCACCAAGUAUACCCCCGCAAGGGUAUAUCUGUUACCGUUGUGGAUUGAAAGGUCAUUGGAUUCAAAAUUGCCCGACAAACGAUGAUCCAGAGUUCGAGGGCCGCCCUAGGAUCAAGAGAACUACUGGUAUUCCUAAGAGUUUCUUGCAGAAAGUCGAAAGUGCCGUUGUUCAAGGCAAAAGUGUCAUGGUCACAGCAGAUGGAAGCUUUGUUAUCGCCCGACCUGAUGAUGCGUCUUGGAAGCAACAUAAAUCUGGGGUCGUCAAACACUUAUCUGCGGCUGACAUUCAGAGCCUUCGACCCUCAGAUCCUGAUUUGGCCUGUUCGAUAUGUUCCACACUGUUGAAAUCUGCUGUCAAGACUUCCUGUUGUCGAUCCGCGUUUUGCUAUGAUUGUAUCUCCAAUCACCUAAAAGAACACUCAUCCGUAUGUCCUGAAUGCGAAACCAAAGUUUCCUCGAAUCUAUCCAAGUCCUUGAUCGAAGAUGAGGAACGUCGGGCCAGGAGUCGCGCAUAUGUCGAAGACUUGCUACGGGCGAGUAAGGAAUCACAAGAAGAGAGCAAGAGCGCUGAAGCCGAUCAGGUCAACAAGUCCGAUGAUAUCAACUCGACCAACGCCGAUCCAUCAAAUGUGAAUAAAACUUCCAGUAACAAAGUGUCAGACACCCAAGAUGCAUCAGGCGAAAAGGACGAGAUUCCAGGGCUGAACCCAAGUACAUCAGCGGCUCAUCACAGGCAAAACAGUACAUCGAAUCGCACCGUACAAUCUAACGAGUCUGGUGAAGAGUCCAGAAAGUCCUCUGCUCCUACAUCCGUCACAUCCGCCUCUUCCAAUGUCUCGCCGCCUACGCAGCAAUCUUGUCAUCUCGAAGACGAAGCCAGUGGCGCUCCGAAUCAUCUUGCCAACAUGGUCCCUAUGCAUCAUCCAAUUCAUCAGCACAUGAACGGGGGUGAUCAAAUAAACAAUGCCAUGAUGGAUGGUGGGAAUGGAAUGCCUGACAAUACGGACAUGGCUAUGAUGCACGGAAUGGGUGGUAAUCAUAAUGUUGUGAUGAGCUCGAAUCAUCCAGGUAUGUUCAUGCCAAACGGACAUUUAAAUCAGAAUGGACAAGCCAAUCAUAUGAACAUGGGUGGAAUGAUGAAUGGAGAAGAGAUGCUACCGAUACCGAUGCAGAUGAAUAAGAUCAUGAUGAUGCUUCAGAACCCUCAACUUCAACAACCUAUGAGGAUGCAACUCAUGAUGCAAUAUCAACAUCUUCAACAAAUGUUCAUGAUGCAGAAUAUGGGCUCCGGACCUCCGCAGAUGAACAUGCAAACUCCCAACCAUCAAAAUCAGCAUAUGAUGCAUAUGAAUAUGAUGAAUGGUAACAACGGGCAUAUCUCGAAUGGUAUGACGCCAUCGCACGUGGGAGGCAUCUCUGGUGGUAUGGGCGAGAUAAACCCGGGUACUGGACCUUACCGAGGACGAGGGGGUCAUCAAUUUCAAGCACGUACAAACGGCGGUCGUGGUGGAAGGCAUACGAAUGAUUCUGCACCAUAUCAGCGAUUACCAAUGAACGGUCGAAGACCGAAUUCGAAUAAGCGUGGUAGAAGUGAAGAUUUGAUUGAACUUCAAUCAGGAGAGAAAGUACCAAGGUAUAUGUAAAAUGAUCUACCAGAAGCAUAUCCUUGCAUACAUCAAGUUUGAACCAUGUGAAUUAGCAAUUAUUUGUGCCUUUUUUAUAAGUCUAUCUCUUCUCCUUUUCUCUCUUCAGUCAUCUGACUAGUAAAAUUAGCCGGAAUAACGAUUUCCAAGUUCAUCUUUUUAAUCCGCUUCUCAUCUAUCCAUUCUGAUCAGAUCAUCCUAGCUACAUGGCCAUAACAUAACAUAUCUAUCUAUCUAUAUAAAUACAAUUUCCAAAACAGGCUGUUUUUUUCUUCAAAUCCUAUCUGAUACCCUCCCCUCUCCGACUUAGAUAUGUUUCAACAUCUUUCAAUCAAAUCACAAAAAUACACACCUAACUUUUUUUAAAAAGCAAUGUAUCCUGAUGAUUGUAUAGUUUCUUUGCUUUCAGAAAGUGGACAAAAGAAAAGAUAGAUUAAAUGGAAGAGAUUAGGGUCUUUUUCCCGCUGAUUUUUGUUUCUUUUUUGAUUUAUAUUGUGUGUGUGUGAGUUUUAGAUGAUGCAAUAUCAUCAUCGAUAUUUUUUC
Messenger RNA from Melampsora larici-populina 98AG31, 3387 nucleotides. RefSeq lists its product as uncharacterized. Lineage: Eukaryota; Fungi; Basidiomycota; Pucciniomycetes; Pucciniales; Melampsoraceae. The coding region runs from base 592 to 2844 and encodes 750 amino acids. The record is from RefSeq and is a predicted model, not a curated record. The transcript has 7 exons. Gene Ontology annotation, molecular function: nucleic acid binding; zinc ion binding; ubiquitin protein ligase activity. Gene Ontology annotation, biological process: protein ubiquitination; mRNA processing; ubiquitin-dependent protein catabolic process. Gene Ontology annotation, cellular component: nucleus.